Messenger RNA from Fonsecaea multimorphosa CBS 102226, 1509 nucleotides. RefSeq lists its product as uncharacterized. The record is from RefSeq and is a predicted model, not a curated record. Gene Ontology annotation, biological process: protein phosphorylation. Gene Ontology annotation, molecular function: ATP binding; protein kinase activity. The coding region runs from base 1 to 1509 and encodes 502 amino acids. Lineage: Eukaryota; Fungi; Ascomycota; Eurotiomycetes; Chaetothyriales; Herpotrichiellaceae. The transcript has 2 exons.
AUGCAGCCCACGAAACCCAACGAGUCACAAGACGCUGCCGCUUACAUACCGCAAAUCCUUGAAGUCUGUGCUCGCCUGAGCGAAUUGGCCCAGGCGCGUACAGACUCGCCCCUGAUAGCUCAAGUCCUAAAACACAUCGCAAAACUCUCCGGCAGGGCUCAGUGCCUCGGCAAACUCUUCAGUCAUCCUGAACGCCAGGGGGACUUUGAGGCAGAUCGUGGAAUUCUUGACAGCUUGCAGUCUGUCAGAACACUGCUCUUUGAAUCGUUGACUUUGUUGGACUUUUGCUCUGCAGUGGAAAAGGAUGGCGACGAUGGUGCGCUGAACGCAUUAUAUGCGUCUCUCCUUAUUUUGAACGACAGCAAUGUGGAUGUAGCAAAGGUCCGCUAUUUGAAGGAUCGCAUUUCUCGUUCCAAUCAAGAAUGGUAUCAGACUUUGUCUCCAUGGUUUGGUCCUGAAGCAUCAUCACGCAACUGGUGGUGGGGCCACGGGCCCAGGCCCCAGUCAGAUGUUCUCGAAGUCUUAGUGCCAGAGAUCUCUUGCCUCCUUGAGAGAACGAUCGCCACAUUCAGCCCCAGAUAUAUCCACACAUACGACACUGCGCGUGAUGUGCCUUACAUCGUUGACAAUUCGGCUAUUCCGAUUUCAGGCAGCUAUGGGAUUGUGAGAAAGAUUGUUGAUUGCCAGACACAAGAAGUGUUCGCUCAGAAGACGUUUCAAAAUGUUUUCUCGGUCGUGGAUCGCAAAAAGGUUCUCAAGGAGCUUGGAGUUCUGGAACUGUGUUUCCAUCGGAAUAUCAUCCAACUCAUCAAUGCCUACAAUAUUGACGAGGAGCCACACAAUAUCCAUUUUGUCAUCGCCCCUUGGGCCCCAUACACCUUGUUACAGUUCCUUCGCGGUUCCGAUACCCACAGGAAGAGGAAAUGUCCCUGGUUUGAGCCAGAUCUGCCGACAUCAGACAUUUUUGUGUAUCGUAUGAUGCAUGAUAUCGUCGAUGCCAUUCGUUAUCUCCACCGUCUUUCCAUCAAGCACAAAGACAUCAAACCCGACAAUAUACUCUUGCACCAUGAUCACAUCGGCGGUCUCAUUCCUGUCAUUACGGAUGUAGGGACUAGCAAGGUCUUCCGACAUGGUUCGAACACCGACUAUAUCAACAGCUCAUACCAAUACCUUUCCCCCGAGCAGUUGAGAUGUGAGGAAAGCAGCCUGAAAGCAGACAUUUGGCAAUUAGGAUGCUGCUUUGCAAUGCUACUUUCUGUGGCAAGAGGCGGAACGCCAGCUCUGAACACCCUGUGGACUUCCUUCGAGAGAACGGACGAAAAGUGCUCGUGCAACAUUGCAACCGAGUAUGGGUCGUUCAUGCAGACACUCAGUGACAUUUGUACCCCGGGAAAUGCUCCACAAGAGCAUGCACAUUCUCUGACAUGUCAAAUGUUGGAUUCGGAUUCCUCGAUUCGCCUUGAUAUUGAGACUGUCUGGACGAAAACAGAAAGGCUGCCGCGCUAUUGA